AUGGCUGGCAGGGAACUCGGUGAUCCUCAAAAGGAUUCUCAAAAGGAUCUGGAAAAUGACCCAUCUGUAAAUUCUCAGGCACAGGAGACCCCAGUCACAGCCAGUGUCACCAAAGAAGCUCAAAGUUCAAACCCCACUUUUGGUCUCAGAGACCACCAAGGGGUGGAGGGAGUCGGUCCAAGAAGUGUAGACAUAGGUGAACAGUCAGAAGGUCCAGAUGAAACAACUGAUGGGAAAUACCCAAAGGAUGAAGCAGGACAUGAUGGAGAACAGGGAAGACAUGAUGGAGAACAGGGAAGUCAUUUGCAUCCAGGAGGUUCAGAUGAAGAAGCCUUGGUUCCAGAUCCUAACCUUUCUUCAAGUGAUAAAAUAGGAAGAGCUGAUGGUGCACGUACUGCAGCCCGGCCUGAGGAUGUGGGUGUCAGAACCAGAGCUUCCCAGGAGCCACCUGCCCCAGACUCCCAACAUGCCCAGAGACCUGGUCAUCCCAGUGAGAGGCUGGGGAGCCAGGAUGCACUGAGGAAGCGGCGGGCAGCACCAGAGGCUGGAAGUAAUUUACAAGAAGCACAAAAAUUAGAAGAAAACAGAAAGAAUGCUCAGGACACCAGAAGAUACAUCCUUUAUUCCUUCCUGGGCAUGGGUCUCUUUUUUUUGCUCUGUUCUCUGCAUAGCUACUCUUUUUCUGAAGCCCAGCAAGUGCCCAGGAAUCCAGCCUUGGAGGCCUUUUUGACUGAGUUCAGCCAGCUGAAGGAUAAAUUUCCAGGCCAGAGUUCCUUCCUGUGGCAGAGAGGACGGAAGUUUCUCCAGAAGCACCUCAAUGUUUCCAACCCCGCAGAGCCUGCCACCAUCAUCUUCACAGCUGCUCAAGAGGGAAGGGAGACCCUGAAGUGCCUGAGCCACCAUGUGGCAGACGCCUACACCUCUUCCCAGAACGUCUCUGCCGUCCAGAUCGACGGGGCUGCGAGAACCUUGCAGAACAGCGACACAGUCAAGCUAUAUGUCGACCUGGAGUUGAGCUAUGGGUUUGAGAAUGGCCAGAAGGCGGCCGUGGUGCACCGCUUUGAAUCCCUGCCUGCUGGCUCCACCUUGAUCUUCUACAAGUACUGUGACCAUGAGAAUGCAGCCUUCAAAGAUGUGGCCCUGAUCCUGACUGUCCUCCUGGAGGAGGAAACGUUGGCACCAAGUGUUGGCCCAAGGGAAACAGAAGAAAAAGUGAGAGAUUUGCUCUGGGCCAGGUUUACCAACUCCAACACUCCCAGCUCCUUCAACCACAUGGACUCAGACAAGAUGCAGUUUGAGAAAAGUGUACAAAUGUGUCCCUUGGUACAGACUCCACAGCUUAAAAAGUACAGUGUGGCUGAGUGGGGUGAGCGUCCUUCUCCACAGACAGUGAGGGAAUCUCGAGACGGGUCCCCAUGCCCUGAAGGCAGGAUGGGGCCCUGUGGAGAAAAGCACAGCCAUCGCCUCACCUUCCCCAAUGCCCCAAAUUCAAAUUUUAUUUGUGGGCUGAUAGGAUUUAGGCUGGAAAAGCUACAUGUGGAGAUGGGAUUGUACAAGAUGAUUUGUACUCAGGGACCCUCAGAGAUCAGGGACACAAAGCAUGUGAUGAUGGUGGGUUGCCUCGAUUUUCCCAAAGGCGAGUAG
Molecule: messenger RNA, 1644 nt
Organism: Elephantulus edwardii (Cape elephant shrew)
Lineage: Eukaryota; Metazoa; Chordata; Mammalia; Macroscelidea; Macroscelididae
Gene: TOR1AIP2
Product: torsin A interacting protein 2
Exons: 6
Coding region: 1-1644 (547 amino acids)
Biological process (GO): membrane organization; endoplasmic reticulum organization
Cellular component (GO): membrane; endoplasmic reticulum
Molecular function (GO): ATPase activator activity
Source: RefSeq, a predicted model, not a curated record